AUGCAUGCUGCGACAGCCCCACAUUGUGCUCGUGGAAAGGGAGGGCAGUGCACGUUGCGGUCGAAUGGAAAAGCGAGAAAUACUUACGGAUUGCAGGAGUGGAGCCACUGGACAGACAGCGUUGGCCACUCCAAGAUAUGUGACAUGAUAUGCCUGUACAAUAGCAUGCAAUUACUUUGCCAGUUUCGGUGGCUGACGCGCAGUGAAGUUGUGGGUGUGCCCGCAGAUGACUGUGGUGCCGCUGCCGGCAAUGUUGGCCACUCCUCUUUGCUCAUGGAGGUCCCAGCGGGAAGCGGAGAGUUCUUCAGCCCUGUGGAAAUUCUUUUGCAGCGGUUGCUGUCAUUUGUAGGAGAAGACGCUCGCGAUGCAGUUGAUGCUGCCACGCAUGGUGUCGGCUCGUCAGCAGCAAACGUCACUGAACCGCCUCGAGAGCGCCGCCGGCUCAGCGACUGCAACGACCCGCUGCCUGCAGCAGCCCCUGAUACCGCAGGCAGUUUUCCCUGUCGCUGUUUUGCUGCUUCAUGCUUCGCUGCAUCGAUCUUUCCCUGCCGUGGCAUCCCACAGGUAUUGCCACCCAAACAAGACUUCCUGAUGGAGAGUGCUCGCUGUCUUGAGGUGCCGGAGGCUGCAGAGACGGGUGUACCUUCAGAUGCCCCACAAGCAUCGACUAUCAUAGGAGAUGCCGGCUCUGUCUUAGUCCUAGACAUCCCCAAAAACACAAGUAAGGGGAACACGACAAACCUCUGA
Eimeria maxima is the source of this 747-nucleotide messenger RNA. RefSeq lists its product as hypothetical. NCBI's taxonomy places the organism in Eukaryota, Apicomplexa, Conoidasida, Eucoccidiorida, Eimeriidae. Bases 1 to 747 code for a protein of 248 amino acids. The transcript has a single exon. The record is from RefSeq and is a predicted model, not a curated record.